Messenger RNA from Lolium perenne, 1093 nucleotides. Its product is annotated as bidirectional sugar transporter SWEET16-like. NCBI's taxonomy places the organism in Eukaryota, Viridiplantae, Streptophyta, Magnoliopsida, Poales, Poaceae. Gene Ontology annotation, biological process: carbohydrate transport. The record is from RefSeq and is a predicted model, not a curated record. Gene Ontology annotation, cellular component: membrane. Gene Ontology annotation, molecular function: sugar transmembrane transporter activity.
UCAUACAGCCACUGCAGGCUGGCCCUGUGCUUUGAUUUUCUCAUUAAGUAGGAGGCACUCCUCGCUAGAUAGGUAGCUGGCUUGAUCAUCAUCGGCAUGGAUUCCACUCUGUUUAUCAUCGGCAUCAUAGGAAACAUCAUCUCGGUCCUGGUCUUCGUUUCUCCCAUCCCGACGUUCUGGAGGAUCGUGAGGAGCAAGUCGACGGAGGAUUUCGAGUCGGCACCGUACGUGCUCACGCUGCUCAACUCGCUGCUAUGGCUCUACUACGGCCUCACCAAGCCGGACGGCCUCCUCGUCGCCACCGUCAACGGCUUUGGGGCUGUCAUGGAGACCAUCUACGUCCUGCUCUUCCUAGUUUACGCCGCCGAUCCUACCACAAGGGUUAAAACUGUGAAGUUGGUGGCAACUUUGGACAUUGGGUUUUUCGGAUUUGUGUUCGCAACCACAACAUUUGCAAUUGCGGGGCUUGACAUGAAAAUCAUGAUUAUAGGAUUGAUAUGUGCCUGCCUCAACGUGUUCAUGUACGGAUCCCCACUGGCUGCCGUGAGAACGGUGAUUGCAUCGAAAAGCGUGGAGUACAUGCCGUUCUUUCUGUCCUUCUUCCUCUUCCUCAACGGAGGCGUCUGGGCUACCUACGCUCUACUUGACCGAGACGUCUUCCUUGGGAUCCCAAAUGGAAUAGGCUUCUUCUUGGGUGGCAUCCAACUAGUUAUAUAUGCAGUCUACAAGAACUAUAGGGUCAAAUCUCAAACCAGUGAUGAAGCAGGAGAUGAUGGAUGGCAGGCUACUUCUUUUUUGUCCUCCGAUGCAAGGGUUUAGGUUGAGAACAAUGUUUUGGGCGGUGUUUAGCAUAAGUCCAUGGCGAGUAAAUGUUCAAUUUUUCUUUCGUGCGAGCACGUACAAAAAAUUGGAGUCAGCGAGCUCUAUAAGAAUUUAAAAAUUAUAUUUAUUUUUAGUUGGAGGAAAGUGAAAAUGAGAGAGAAUGUAAAAAUGGGUUCUAAUGCAAGAGUCAAUACUAGCACGUGCUCAUAAGGACUUUCUGAAAGUGUAGGGGGGUCAUAUAUUGAUAAAGUACUCACUAUGUCCCAUGAAA